AUGAAUGAAUGGGUUGUAGUUAGCAACAAAGGAAAGGAAAAGGUGAACUCCUAUAUAGCUCCGGUGGUAUUACCCAACCCCAAACCCAAGACCAAUGCAAGUGCAUCUUCAGGUGGCUCCCCAGUAGUCCUAGUUAUGAUUGGGAUGCAAAUGCACACUCAAAAUAUCUUUAAUGCCCUCUUAGGAAAAGGAAACAACCUUGAUCCUCUCAUGGCAUCACCUGAUCUCAACCCAUUGGGCAGUAAAUUCACAAUAGUGGGUGAGGUGGCCAAGAAACUCGAGCUUUCAAUAAGCUCCUGUAGUAGUAAUUGUAAGAAAAAGAAAGGAAAAGGGAAUAGUCCCACAG
Molecule: messenger RNA, 346 nt
Organism: Ilex paraguariensis (yerba mate)
Lineage: Eukaryota; Viridiplantae; Streptophyta; Magnoliopsida; Aquifoliales; Aquifoliaceae
Source: the annotation of a GenBank genome assembly